AUGGUGGCAAUCAACUUGUUCCACAAGCCCUCUUUUGGAAACAAGAUUGCGGGCAUCACUUGCCAAGUACAGAUCAGCGCCCUGCUUGCCGCCAUGCUAGGCUACGCCGCCCGAUUCUAUCUUACCGAGCCAACGCUCGCCUCACAGUACAGACCUCGUCCAGUUCCGGAGAACACUUCGCCGGAAUACUUCUUAAACAAGGCAGUAAAACUCAUUGAUGAGUCCCUUACAGAGUGUGAUGAUGCACCACCUCCCAUUUGCGUUGUCCAGGCCCUGAUCAUUACUACGCACUGCCAGCUGACAAGAGGCGUCCAUGGAAAGGCGUGGAGAUCAUUAGGCAUGUGUGUGCGCCUGGCGUACGAGCUCAACUUACAUCUGAUCGAUGCACGCUCCGGCUCUCGCAUGCGCCAGAGGGACCCUGUUCAGUGGCGAGACGAUGAAGAAAAGCGUCGUGCUUGGUGGGCUAUCUGGGAAAUGGAUGUCUUUGCCAGUACGAUCCGGCGAACCCCUACCGCCUUAGAUUGGGCGCACAUGGAGACCCUGCUUCCUGUGGACGAUACAGACUGGAGCAGUGAUCGGCCUGCUUCGAGUACAUUUCUGGCCAGAGAUCCCAUCCAGCGGUGGAAAACACUCGAAGCCACUGGAAAUCAUUCCCCAAAGGCCUGGUUUCUUGUAAUCAACUCCCUAAUGAAGGAUGCCCAGCUCAUUUCCGACCCUAUGGGCGUAUCUUCCGAACCAGAUAUGGUACGUAGCUCGGCAUCGCCCAAGGAAUAUUCAAAUGGUACAAGUCCAAGCACUGUCAAAGAUGCUCGACAACAGUUGGAAAUGCUGGCGAAUGCGGUAAAAUGCUUCGUAUUAGCUCUUCCGCAGCAUUUACGAUAUAACGGCCUCUGCCUUACCUUCGAUCCCCCUGAAUCCCCCCGGGUGGUUUCCAUGCGGCAACUGCAUUGCGGCAUAUACAAUAUCUUCGUCAUGACUCAGCUAGCUCGGCUGAUGAUUCACCGAUAUCAUCUAUUCCGCCAACCAGCCUACUCAGGUCAGUCCGGCCGAGAGGACAGGCCUGACAGUUCGUCUGGACCAAUGUAUCUUGACAUGGACAACCUUUGUAUACGACAAUACUUUGAGGCAGCUGACAACAUCCUGACCAUCGUGAGUCGUAGCUCUGAAGAUCAUAUUAGACAUAUAAACCCUUUCCUUCUUAGCACUAUAUGGCUUGCUUGUGCCGCCCAAUUGGUACGUAAGUAUCUCGGUCCCGCAUGGAUCAACCCUAGCCUCGUCAAGUCGCGAUACGAUGUCUUGUACUUGACCUACAAGAGAUGUGUCAGCUUCUGGGAUGCAAAGACUGCGUUACAGGAAAACUUGGAGUCUCUUGAGAUGCAUCUCGAAAGGCAUUUUCAAGUGACCGAGGACGAGGCACCCCGGACAUCUUGGGCAAGAGAGUCUUUGGCACAGAGACGCAUGGUUUAUUCUUCGUGUGUCUCGGAUCAUUCAAAUCCUGGUCAACAAGCCACCAACAGACUAAGUGCAUUUGCAUUGCAAAAACUCCCUACUCGUGGGCACUAA
Molecule: messenger RNA, 1563 nt
Organism: Clonostachys solani
Lineage: Eukaryota; Fungi; Ascomycota; Sordariomycetes; Hypocreales; Bionectriaceae
Source: the annotation of a GenBank genome assembly